UUGAACUUUUAAAGAGAAGCAGGAAAAGAUAAAACCAACAGCCAGGGUGACCACAACUUCAUGCCGUCUGAGUCUUCAGAGCAGUCUACAGUAGCCAACAUGUCUUGGGUCCUGCUUUGUGUGUUCUGCCUCAUCAUUCAAACUCCAGCCAUGAAACAAACUCCUGAAUUUAAUCUCCAUGCAAUAGUUCAUCCCAAAAUACUACACAGUUUACAUGAAAAAGGAAUGGAGAACAACCAGACAGAGGAACAAGGCAAAGAGGAAACUUAUAUAUCUGAAGUUCAGUACCUGAUCAAAUUAAAUGGAGAAAAAAUCAUUCUUCACCUACAAAAAGCUAAGCAUGUCCGAGUGCCAUACUGCACUGAAACACACCACUCCCACAAAGGAGAGGAAAUAACCAGGAGCUCUCAGAACAUGAAACACUGUUACUAUGAAGGUCACAUCCUGAAUGAGAAGGAUUCUUUUGCCAGCAUUAGCACCUGUGAUGGGUUGAGAGGAUGCUUCACACGACACGGCCAAAGAUACCUGAUCGAGCCCCUGCAGAGCUCAGAGCAGAGCGAACAUGCAGUCCUGAUGCACAGCCAGGAGGGGUCAGACAUGGCGAAUUGCUUAUGCGGCGUGAGAAGAGCUGGCAGGAAACAAGGCCAGAGCAGGAUGUCGAGGUCACUGAACCGUACAGAGCCACAAGACUUCCCGCGGGAACAGAAGUACAUUGAUCUCUUUCUGGUGCUGGAUAACGCCUUUUACAAGAUGUAUAAUGGGAACCUCACUGUGAUAAGAAACUUUUUGUCUGAUGUGCUGAACCUACUCAAUGUGAUGUAUAACACUAUGGAUGUUCACGUGGCCUUGGUAGGUAUGGAAAUCUGGUCCGAUGGUGACAAGAUCAAAGUGGAACCUAACAUUGGCAAAACGUAUAGUACAUUUCUGCAAUGGCAUAGAUCUACCCUGGGGAAUAAGAAGAUCCAUGAUCAUGCUCAGCUUCUCAGUGGAAUUGGCUUCUACCAUCGCCGUGUGGGAAUGGCAAACUCGAAUUCCUUGUGUUCCCCAGCUUCGGUCGCUGUCAUUGAGGGUAUAAAUAAGAAUAACGUGGCUCUUGCAGCAGUGAUGGCCCAUGAGUUGGGCCAUGUCCUUGGAAUGCCUGACAUUCCCUACACCACCAAGUGUCCCUCUGGCAGUUGUGUGAUGAGUCAAUAUCUGAGUUCAAAAUUCCCAAAGGAUUUUAGUACAAUCUGCCGUUCGCGGUUUCAAAAAUACAUUCUAUCUCAAAAACCAAAGUGCCUGCUACAAGCACCUACUCCUAAAAAUAUAAUAACCAAACCAGUGUGUGGAAACCAACUUUUGGAAGUAGGAGAAGACUGUGAUUGUGGCUCUCCUAAGAAUUGCACUGAUCACUGCUGUGAGGCCCUGACCUGCAAACUGAAAAGUGGACCUGACUGUAGAGAAGACACUUCUGAUCACAUCACGUGA
Molecule: messenger RNA, 1467 nt
Organism: Fukomys damarensis (Damara mole-rat)
Lineage: Eukaryota; Metazoa; Chordata; Mammalia; Rodentia; Bathyergidae
Gene: Adamdec1
Product: ADAM like decysin 1
Exons: 13
Coding region: 61-1467 (468 amino acids)
Biological process (GO): proteolysis
Molecular function (GO): metalloendopeptidase activity
Source: RefSeq, a predicted model, not a curated record